Rhinopithecus roxellana (golden snub-nosed monkey) is the source of this 2890-nucleotide messenger RNA. RefSeq names its product forkhead box G1 (gene FOXG1). The transcript has a single exon. NCBI's taxonomy places the organism in Eukaryota, Metazoa, Chordata, Mammalia, Primates, Cercopithecidae. Gene Ontology annotation, molecular function: DNA-binding transcription factor activity; sequence-specific double-stranded DNA binding. Gene Ontology annotation, cellular component: nucleus. Gene Ontology annotation, biological process: regulation of transcription by RNA polymerase II. The coding region runs from base 495 to 1970 and encodes 491 amino acids. The record is from RefSeq and is a predicted model, not a curated record.
GGCUAUAGCCGCCUCGAUCGCUGUCUCCCCAGCCUCGCCGCGGCCGCUCCGGGACGCGCCCGCCCGCCGCCCGGCUCUCCCCCCCUUUGGGCUGCUGCUGCUGCUGCUGUGACUGCUGCUGCGAGAGGAGGAGGAGGAGGAGGAAGCAGCGGGGGGGGGAGCGGGGGGUGGGGGGGAGACCAAGAAGUACAGUUGGGAGCGAGGGAGCUUCACCCCCGGGGCGGUGGUUGUUUCUUUUUUCUUUCUUUCUUUUUUUCUUUUCCUUUUUUUUUUUUUUUUUUUUUUCUAAUUCCUGAGGGGUGGUUGCUGCUUUUGCUACAUGACUUGCCAGCGCCCGAGCCUGCGGUCCAACUGCGCUGCUGCCGGAGCGCUCAGUGCCGCCGCUGCCGCCCGCGCCCCCCGCGCCCCGUUCGGCACCCACCGGUCGCCGCCGCCCGCCGCGCCGCUGUCCCGCUCCCGCACCGCCGCCGCCGUUUCCCCCCGACGACUGGGUGAUGCUGGACAUGGGAGAUAGGAAAGAGGUGAAAAUGAUCCCCAAGUCCUCGUUCAGCAUCAACAGCCUGGUGCCCGAGGCGGUCCAGAACGACAACCACCACGCAAGCCACGGCCACCACAACAGCCACCACCCCCAGCACCACCACCACCACCACCACCAUCACCACCACCCGCCGCCGCCCGCCCCGCAACCGCCGCCGCCGCCGCAGCAGCAGCAGCCGCCGCCGCCGCCGCCGCCGCCCCCGGCAGCGCAGCCCCCCCAGACGCGGGGCGCCCCGGCCGCCGACGACGACAAGGGCCCCCAGCAGCUGCUGCUCCCGCCGCCGCCGCCGCCACCACCGGCCGCCGCCCUGGACGGGGCCAAAGCGGACGGGCUGGGCGGCAAGGGCGAGCCAGGCGGCGGGCCCGGGGAGCUGGCGCCCGUCGGGCCGGACGAGAAGGAGAAGGGCGCCGGCGCCGGGGGGGAGGAGAAGAAGGGGGCGGGCGAGGGCGGCAAGGACGGGGAGGGGGGCAAGGAGGGCGAGAAGAAGAACGGCAAGUACGAGAAGCCGCCGUUCAGCUACAACGCUCUCAUCAUGAUGGCCAUCCGGCAGAGCCCCGAGAAGCGGCUCACGCUCAAUGGCAUCUACGAGUUCAUCAUGAAGAACUUCCCCUACUACCGCGAGAACAAACAGGGCUGGCAGAACUCCAUCCGCCACAAUCUGUCCCUCAACAAGUGCUUCGUGAAGGUGCCGCGCCACUACGACGACCCGGGCAAGGGCAACUACUGGAUGCUGGACCCGUCGAGCGACGACGUGUUCAUCGGUGGCACCACGGGCAAGCUGCGGCGCCGCUCCACCACCUCGCGGGCCAAGCUGGCCUUCAAGCGCGGGGCGCGCCUCACCUCCACUGGCCUCACCUUCAUGGACCGCGCCGGCUCCCUCUACUGGCCCAUGUCGCCCUUCCUGUCCCUGCACCACCCCCGCGCCAGCAGCACUUUGAGUUACAACGGCACCACGUCGGCCUACCCCAGCCACCCCAUGCCCUACAGCUCCGUGUUGACUCAGAACUCGCUGGGCAACAACCACUCCUUCUCCACGGCCAACGGCUUGAGCGUGGACCGGCUGGUCAACGGGGAGAUCCCGUACGCCACGCACCACCUCACGGCCGCCGCGCUCGCCGCCUCGGUGCCCUGCGGCCUGUCGGUGCCCUGCUCCGGGACCUACUCCCUCAACCCCUGCUCCGUCAACCUGCUCGCGGGCCAGACCAGUUACUUUUUCCCCCACGUCCCGCACCCGUCAAUGACUUCGCAGAGCAGCACGUCCAUGAGCGCCAGGGCCGCGUCCUCCUCCACGUCGCCGCAGGCCCCCUCGACCCUGCCCUGUGAGUCUUUAAGACCCUCUUUGCCAAGUUUUACGACGGGACUGUCCGGGGGACUGUCUGAUUAUUUCACACAUCAAAAUCAGGGGUCUUCUUCCAACCCUUUAAUACAUUAACAUCCCUGGGACCAGACUGUAAGUGAACGUUUUACACACAUUUGCAUUGUAAAUGAUAAUUAAAAAAAUAAGUCCAGGUAUUUUUUAUUAAGCCCCCCCCUCCCAUUUCUGUACGUUUGUUCAGUCUCUAGGGUUGUUUAUUAUUCUAACAAGGUGUGGAGUGUCAGCGAGGUGCAAUGUGGGGAGAAUACAUUGUAGAAUAUAAGGUUUGGAAGUCAAAAUUAUAGUAGAAUGUGUAUCUAAAUAGUGACUGCUUUGCCAUUUCAUUCAAACCUGACAAGUCUAUCUCUAAGAGCCGCCAGAUUUCCAUGUGUGCAGUAUUAUAAGUUAUCAUGGAACUAUAUGGUGGACGCAGACCUUGAGAACAACCUAAAUUAUGGGGAGAGUUUUAAAAUGUUAAACUGUAAUUUGUAUUUAAAAAGCAUUCGUAGUAAAGGUGCCCAAGAAAUUAUUUUGGCCAUUUAUUGUUUUGUCCUUUUCUUUAAAGAACUGUUUUUUUUUUCUUUUGUUUACUUUUAGACCAAAGAUUGGGUUCUAGAAAAUGCACUUGGUAUACUAAGUAUUAAAACAAACAAAAAAGAAAGUUGUUUCAGUUGGCAACACUGCCCAUUCAAUUGAAUUAGAAGGGGACAAAAUUAACGAUUGCCUUCAGUUUGUGUUGUGUAUAUUUUGAUGUAUGUGGUCACUAACAGGUCACUUUUAUUUUUUCUAAAUGUAGUGAAAUGUUAAUACCUAUUGUACUUAUAGGUAAACCUUGCAAAUAUGUAACCUGUGUUGCGCAAAUGCCGCAUAAAUUUGAGUGAUUGUUAAUGUUGUCUUAAAAUUUCUUGAUUGUGAUACUGUGGUCAUAUGCCCGUGUUUGUCACUUACAAAAAUGUUUACUAUGAACACACAGAAAUAAAAAAUAGGCUAAAUUCAUA